Molecule: messenger RNA, 3690 nt
Organism: Zootoca vivipara (common lizard)
Lineage: Eukaryota; Metazoa; Chordata; Lepidosauria; Squamata; Lacertidae
Gene: VCPKMT
Product: valosin containing protein lysine methyltransferase
Biological process (GO): peptidyl-lysine trimethylation
Cellular component (GO): cytosol; protein-containing complex
Source: RefSeq, a predicted model, not a curated record
GCCUCCAGCAUGGCGUCGCCUUCCCCUUCCCCUUCUUCCCCUUCUCCGGGGUUCGAGCGCGCCCUGGCCCGGCGGGACGGCUCGGCGGGGCUCCGCCUCGGGCAGCGCUCGGCGGGCGGGACGGGCUGCGUGGUGUGGGACGCGGCGCUGGUGCUGGCGCGCUUCCUGGAGAAGGAGGCCGAGGAGGAGGCGGCGGGGCUCCCUCUCCGCCGCAAGGCCGCGCUCGAGCUGGGCGCAGGCACCGGCCUCGUGGGCCUCAUGGCCGCCAGCCUCGGUGCUAACGUUACGGUUACGGAUCUCGAUGAAGUUCAGGAUUUGCUGAAAAUGAACAUUGAGAAAAAUCGGCAUCUUAUCACAGGUUCCAUUCAAGCCAAGGUACUGAAAUGGGGUGAAGAAGUAUCAGACUUCCUUCCGGCACCUGAUUACAUCCUGAUGGCAGACUGCAUCUACUACGAAGAGUCCCUGGAGCCGUUGCUCAAGACGCUGAAGGACUUGGCUGGCCCUGAGACUACCAUCCUUUGCUGCUACGAAGAAAGGACUAUGGGGAAGAACCCAGAAGUGGAGAAAAAAUACUUUGAGCUUCUUCAGAAGGACUUUGAUCUGGAGAAGGUUCCCUUGGAGAAGCACGAUGAGGAGUAUCGGAGCGAGGACAUUCAUAUAUUCAUCAUCAGAAAGAAGAAAACGAUUGGAUUCCACUUCUCACCCAGGAAGGCUUCUUGGCCUCCGCAACCACCAGCCCUCCUUCCAUCGUCUGUUGCUGAUGCUGGCCUGGGAACGGAGUUUGCAAGAGUUCCUUGUUGAGAUGCCUCAGGCCAUGUCCGGCCUCACGUCCGGCCUCUUGACACAGGCAGCGCCCGAUGAGGUCCUUUGAAGGAGCCCCGUGCGUUGUCUGUGGUUCAUUGUCUGCCCUUGUCCCAGUUGUGCACACACACACCCUUCCAGGCAUCCCCACCACCACAAAGCCUGUCAGAUUGCAUGCCUGUAAGAAUGGGCUACACAAUCACCACCACCCCAAGCUGUGCGGACAAAAGCCCUGGCGUUAUGAGCACGAGCGCUUGUGUAAUAGUCACAGAGAAUGCCAGCGCUGUACACCCUCAGAGGGUGAGGUGGUCGUCUUGGAGACAUUGGUCAUCUCUUGGGGUGACACGGAAGCAAUGUGUGUGUGGGAUGACUUCCCUCUGCCGAGAGACGGGAGCCUUCAAGUCAAGAUGGGACUCGGGGGGGGGGGGGAGUUAUAAAAUUGUGUGGGAUUUUGCAGUCAAAUCUAACCAUGCAUAUUCUUGUUACUUAGUAAAGGGGCUAAGGACCAGAGAGCCAUCAAUUUAUAAACAGGCAAGUUACAGUUCUGCAGUCAGCCCCUGGACUUUCUAAUUAACAAGAAUACACGUCGUUAAAUUGGGCUGCAGAAUCUCCCACAACCUGGACUUUUCCACAGAAGCAAAAACUGAACUGAACUGAACGGGGUGCAUGGCUGGGCUGAUGGUAGUUGUGGCGUGCAACGUCUGAAGGGUGCCAGCUUGGCCAAGAAUGCUCUGUGGAAUUUUAAAUUUUAAAAAGCAAGCAUGCGGCAACAUUUGCAGAACAUUUAUGGGAAUAGGGCAGGGAGACUGGUUCAGGGGGACAUUGGCACCAGCCAAUAGCUACCUUCCACUUGAUGUCUACAAUCUGCCUCCACACUCGGGAGGUAGCCGUUCUUUUCUUUUUCUUCCCGUCACAUAACAGAAACUUUUCCUUUGCUUGCAAAGCGUCAGUCCUGCUCCUCCCACUCUCAAAUGCAUUCACACGCUCCUUGGGCUCACACCUAAGAGCGAUGACACGUGGCGCAGAAACAGCCCGUAGUCAGAAUUCAAACCAGGUUUGCAGGGAGAUCGCAGACAGUGCGUUUUCAUCUUGGCCAGAGACCCUCUCCUCUUCCUUUGUGUCUUAACACAACUCGCUUCCCUUCCGCCCAGUCAUGCUCCCUGGUUCAGACUUGCACCCCCUUCCCACCCACCCAAAGAAACUAAUAAUCAGCUCUAAUGAGAGGCUGCUCAGUUUUCUGCCGGACCUGCCUGUCGCCACCCAUUGGCCAAGGAUUCUGAUUUUCAGCUUUCAGCAGUUUGUUAAUAUCAAGAGGCAUCCCUGCAAAAGGGGGGGUGGGGGGGGAGAGAGAUCAAACUUCCUAUCGAGGUGAGGGCCGCAGAGGGGCCAUCAUGGAUUCAUUACUGCAGGCCCAGGGAAAUUGGGCAAUAUCAUUAGCUGCGCCCCCCCCCCCACCUCCCCGUCUGCUGUUUGUCACAACGAGCUGGAUAUUUAUGCCACUCCUGGGAAGCCCUCUGAAUCAAAGACAGAUGCCCUUGCGUUCUUCAAGCAUUAGCUAAUGGUGUACCUCAUGCAAAAUUCAGGGGAGGGCCGUGAAAGGUUGUGCUCAUCAAAAAAAAGGGGGGGGGCUGUUCUGCCAUACCCUGCAAUCUCCAAACUCUGCUCCCAUCAGGAGAAUUUCUUUCUCCAGUCACUUUUUUGUCACUGUUAACCCCCCCCCAAUUCUUUUAUUUACAUUUUAUACAUUAUUUAUUUCGACAAUGUAAUAAUCGUAAAUAAACAAGAAUAAAAACGUGCACCCCACAAGCGAGACCGUUCCGUUGUAACUAUCCAACCUCCCAAAAUUUCAACACCUCUUGCGGUGGUUUGACCCCUUUCUGUUUUAACAGUACAAAUUCCUCAAACGCCUUCCGUAUCUCCUCAAAAUCAUUUCUCCUGCGUAUGUCAAUAAAUCUCCGAGCAAGUCCUUCAUAGCCUGUGAACCUUCCACCCCAUAAUAAUCUGCCAACUCUGGAUUUUUGGACAGCUUUACCCAGGAGAAUAUUUCUGCCCCCGAACUGAAACACCAAUUGCAGGUGGAACUCCACUUAAAUUCUAGUAUUUUCCAUGGGCAUUAAACUUAAGAGCCGAUUGCAACCUUCCCUUUUCCCCCUUGCCCAGAAUCAUAAAACCGUAGAGAUGAGGGACCAAAAAGGCUCAUCUAGUCCAACCCCCUGCAAGGCAGGAAUCGCAAAUAAGAUGAGAGGGGGAGAGAGGAGGGUGGGAAGCUGUGUGCAGUUCCAGCUUUAUCAUCCUUGAGCAGUGAGAGACUCAAGGGGUUCUAGCCACUUACACAGGCUCUGUUUCCUUGGAACGAAGGUCAGCAGAGAUUGUGGUCACUUUAGGAUAUAUGGUUUUAUUUACAAAUUUAUACAACCUGAGCCUAAGAUGGAGGGACCAACACAUUUUGCUUCUCCAGUAGUGGCAGAUUUGGAUCCAGCGCAGAACAAGCAGGUCUCUGUGUCUCCGGUUUCCAACCUGCUUCCAGCUCAGCUCACAUGCACAUGCUUGGGCUCUUCUCCUAAGGCAGUGAUGGCAAACCUAUGACACGCGUGUCAGACGUGACAGGCAGAGCCCUCACCGCUGGCACGCGCCCCAUCGGGCAAUUCGCGCUGUUGUUGUCCCCCCGCCCAUUUUUCUCCCGCUCCUCCUACAGCUUGUCUCCGCUACAGCUUGUCUCCACUGUUAAAACCCGGAUCCCUUUUUGUUGUUGUUGCUGGUAGCCAGAUUGGUUUUUUAAAACUUUCUGUGCUGUUUUUUUCUGGCGCUUUGGCAGACUAUGUCGGUGCUGCGUGUUAGUUCCAGCGAAGGUAUUAUUCGUCAUUUAUUUCUGUUCUCUUCCCCCCCCCC